GGUUAUUCGGUUUGGACGGGAAUCACUGAAAUCCAUGCUCAGCCCUAUUUGGGACACCUAUGUAGAAAAACACCAUGGUUUUUCUCACCUUAAUUUUUUAUUAUCUUUCUCCAAAAUAAUUUAACUCCUUUUUUCUCUUGAAAAAAUAAAUAACUAAUUAAUAAAUCUUGACACUAAUAGUUUUUUUAUUUAUUAAUUAGCUCCAAAUAGAGUUUUAAGUUAUUCACGAUUUUAUAAAUAUUUUUUUUCAUUAAUUAUUUUUUUUUUAAAUAGCUAAAGUGAUUGAUGGAAGCAACAUGAAUACAAUGAUUGAUUCUUAUGAACGUUACGAGGAAGAUUUGAAGCAUCUAAAGGACCUCGGGGUGGAUGCUUAUAGAUUUUCCAUUCCCUAGACCAGGAUUUUUCCUGGUAUGUUCUUGGUAUUAAUUACUGUUUUCUUCUGAUUAUGUUUUUAUUAAGAAAUUUGAGCAAGUUUCUUUUGUUGGUUAAAUAAUAUGUAGAUGGAUCCUUGAGUGGUGGGAUGAACCAAAAGGGAAUCAAUCACUACAACAAGAUGAUUGAUAUAUUGAUGGAAUAUGUACAAGCUUAUAUAUCUCACAUAUGAUAUUGCAUUUCUAACAUUGCAUGAUAUUUUAUUUACAUUUUUAGUAAAUCUUUAAAUUAGGUAUUAAACGUUUAAUGACUCUGAAUCACUUCGACUUUCCUCAAGCUUUAGAGGAUAAAUAUGUCGGCUUCUUGAGCAGUUCUAUUGUGGAUGAUCUCAAGGAUUACAGUGAAUUUUGUUUUAAGACAUUCGGAGACAGAGUAAAAAGUUGGAUUACAAUAAACGAGCCACUAAUAACAGCAAAGCUUGGGUAUGACCUAGGAAGUGCCCCGCCAGGCAGGUGUUCAGAAAGAGAAGAAUGUGCAGCUGGUGAAUCGUCCACGGAGCCUUACAUUGUGAUCCAUAAUCUUCUGCUCGCCCAUGCUACUGUUGCCAGGCUUUAUAAGCAGAAAUAUCAAUGGAGAACAAACAUGGAGUUCUUAUAUCUUACACGAUUUUUGAAUAACAUUACCAUUAACUGGCACAAGGCGCACCCUCAAUCUGCAGGCAGAACAAGGGAGAGAAAUUGGAUUUCUCUUACAGGACAACAUUAUGAACCGUAUUCAAACUCACUGGACGAUAUUGCUGCACAAGAAAGAGUCAUGGACUUUGAGUUGGGAUGGUAUUUGGAGCCAUUGGUAUAUGGUGAUUAUCCUAGCAUCACGAGAGAAUUGGUGAAGGACAGGCUCCCAACUUUCACUGAGCAAGAAAAAGUGUUAGUGAAGGGCUCCUUCGAUUUUAUUGGCAUAAACUACUAUACAUCAAAUUAUGCCAAAAGCAUUUCAAUAGAUCAAAAUGCUACAGCUUGCAGAUAUACUCACGACCAAUUUGUAAAUGCCACAUGUUAAACCUAAUUUCUUUAACGUGUCUCCUCCUCCUUUUCAAUUCCUCUCCCUCUAUAGGCUAUAGCCAUUAAAUGAUAUUCUUCAUGUUUUGUGGCUCCACUGGAGGAUAAAGAUGGAGUUCUGAUUGGUCCAAAGGCUGAAGGGAACACAAACAUAUAUAUCUACCAGAAAGGGCUUCAGAAACUACUGGAGUUCAUCAAGCAGAAAUACCAAAGCCCUAAAAUCUACAUCACCGAGAAUGGGGUUCCCGAAAAACGAGACGAUAAUCGUGGCUUUAUUGAAGCACUGGAUGAUCAACAUCGAAUCGAGUAUAUUCAGCAGCAUUUGUACAGGAUCCGCGAAGCAAUUAAGAAUGGGGUGAACGUGAAAGGAUAUUUCUACUGGAGUCUAUUUGAUUCCUUUGAAUGGUUAGAAGGAUACACAAUAAGAUUUGGGCUGUAUUAUAUAGAUUACAGUGACAAUCUUUAGCGCAUUCCCAAAACUUCUACAUUGUGGUAUCAUGAUUUCUGGCAAGGUGAUAGAAGACAGAGCACGAUAAUGCAGACAAGGACACAACGAACAUCGAUGCAUAUGUGUGUGCGUGUUCUAAUACCCUCUGUAUUCCUGCUAAAUCUAAUGGGUGCACAGAAAAAAGGUCCACAUGAAAUAUCCUGUUUUCGACAUCAUUGCAUACGUUUGUUUACAUUUAUUACUUGAUAUUCAUUGUACUCAA
Ricinus communis (castor bean) is the source of this 2140-nucleotide messenger RNA. RefSeq names its product furostanol glycoside 26-O-beta-glucosidase-like. Bases 679 to 1431 code for a protein of 250 amino acids. The transcript is spliced from 8 exons. The record is from RefSeq and is a predicted model, not a curated record. Gene Ontology annotation, molecular function: beta-glucosidase activity. NCBI's taxonomy places the organism in Eukaryota, Viridiplantae, Streptophyta, Magnoliopsida, Malpighiales, Euphorbiaceae. Gene Ontology annotation, biological process: carbohydrate metabolic process.